AAACGAUUUAUCAAGUCAGAUAUAUUUCGAUCAUUCUUGUGUGAGGUGUGCUCUUCUUGUUUUUUCAAUUUACUAUAAGAUAUCAGUAAUAAUGAAUUUUUUGGUUUGAGAGAAGAAAUAUAAGUUUAAUUGUUGAUUGUUUUAUUUUAAAAAGUUAUUUUGAAAAAUGUCUUUUGAAUUGGAAGAAACCCCUAUCGAUGAGGAGACUAAGGCUAUUGCCGUAAAAGAACUCAGGGAGACCGAGGAAAAUGUAAAAAAGGGUAUUGAGACACUGAGAAAGUAUAUCGAAGAUGAUAAAACGUUAUAUUUCAAAACGGACGAUGAUUUCCUUGUGAUUUUUCUUCGAGUAUGUAAAUAUUAUCCAGAAAGUGCUUACGAAUUGUUGAAGAGAAUCGCUGAUUUUAAAGUGAAAAAUGCUUCUCUUAUAAACAAUUUAAUGCCAACCGAUGAAAAGGUAGCAAUUCUCGAGCACAAUCUCGUAAACGUACUUAAAGGUAGAGAUGAUAAAAGACGAAGAGUGUUAUUAAUCAAUGUUGGAAAAUCAUGGGAUCCUUCGAAAGUCAGUGCCGAUCAAUUAUUUCGAAUACUAUAUCUCAUUCAUAUAGCCGCCAUGUAUGAACCUGAGACUCAAGUACGCGGUUCUGUCGUAUUAAUGGAUUUUGAUGGUCUCUCGAUGAAACAAGUGAUGGGCUUGUCACCGUCAUUUAGCAUGAGACUUUUAAAUUUUAUUCAAGAUGCUAUACCAUUGCGAUUAAAAGAGGUUCAUAUCGUAAAACAACCAUUUCUCUUCAAUAUGGUCUGGCAAAUGUUUAAGCCUUUCAUUCGUGAAAAACUGAAGAAGCGUAUGUUUUUCCACGGCACGAAAAUGUCUUCAUUGCAUACUCACAUAAGCCCUAGUCAUCUACCAAAAAAUUAUGGUGGCGAACUACCAGAAAUCGAUUAUUGCAGCGCUGAUUGGUAUCCAACGAUUCUUAAGUUUGAGGAUAGAAUAAAAGAAUGGAAUUUGUAUGGAUAUCGCAAGAAUGAGUAAUUUCAGUCCCCUAUAGUAUAUUCUUUUUUCUUUUCUCGAACAAAUUCAAGACUGGAAUGUUUUUCUUUAACAAUAGUUAUUAUAAUUAGAAAGUAAUUGAUUAAGAUUAUAGAUCUAGCUUAGAGUUUUACUCGAAUUUUAUAUUCUGUAUAAUUCAUGGUAUAUAAUUUUUUUAAUAGAAUUUUUCUGUCAUUUAUUGAACGUCAUUCAUUCGCAAAUACAAAUCUAUCUAUUGUAUAAAUACUUGUUCAUAUAAAUAAGCAUAGAAUUGUGAGGAAUGAAACAUAGUUCCUAAUUGUAGGAAAUUUAUGCUGAAUUACAUAUAAUGUAUAAUACAUUUUUAUCAACGUAAAUACGUGUUUCUUUUUUUUUAGACAAUUUAUAAUUUUAUUAUGACUAGAUUGCGGAUAUUUAUGCAUGACGAAUUUGUAAAGAACAUGUGAUAUUUAUACACAAAAAAUAUGCAAAAAUAUAUAAUAAAUAUACACGUAUGCGCGUAUGUAAUAUUAAGCAUUAACAAAUGAUUUACAAAUAUUCCAUUGUAUUGUGUUUAUAGAAUUACACCAAAUUAAAAUCAUUUUUUUGAAAUU
This is a messenger RNA of Polistes canadensis, 1620 nucleotides long. Its product is annotated as alpha-tocopherol transfer protein-like. The transcript has 5 exons. The record is from RefSeq and is a predicted model, not a curated record. NCBI's taxonomy places the organism in Eukaryota, Metazoa, Arthropoda, Insecta, Hymenoptera, Vespidae. Bases 167 to 1030 code for a protein of 287 amino acids. Gene Ontology annotation, cellular component: membrane. Gene Ontology annotation, molecular function: phosphatidylinositol bisphosphate binding.